Solanum pennellii is the source of this 943-nucleotide messenger RNA. RefSeq lists its product as uncharacterized. The transcript is spliced from 2 exons. The record is from RefSeq and is a predicted model, not a curated record. Lineage: Eukaryota; Viridiplantae; Streptophyta; Magnoliopsida; Solanales; Solanaceae. Bases 193 to 807 code for a protein of 204 amino acids.
GUUCCUUUUGCUCAAGUCUUCACCUUAAAAAGAUUAAAAGCCUCAUAUUUUCAAGAUAGAAAAAGCCACUUUCAAGCAGAAGUUUCAAAUGGGAAAUCAGAAGAUAGAUGACUAACAAAGAAUUUAGUUCGGUUUCGGAACUUUGAACCUGCAAACUCUCAUCAAGAAACAUCAGCAACAGUUCUGAAAAACAUGGGCUUUUGUCUUAAUCAAGAAUCACCAAAUCAUUCUAAGAGAUUCAAAUUACUUGUGUCAACUGUCAAGGAUGCUUUUGCAAACUGCCAUUCUUUCAGGAAAAGAUCACAUUCAAGUCCAGAAGAAGAUGAUACGAUUUGUGACUACGAUGAUGAACAGGUAUUUAUAUCAGCAGUGAUAAGUCAAUACAUGGAGUUGAAAUGCAGAAGAAAGACAGCCAUCACAACUGACAAGUUUACCUGGGCUUUCUCUCCGACAACAGGAGACUUAUUCAUCUCUGCAAGACUGAGACAAAAAGAGGAGGACAAUGAAGAUCAAGAAACAGAAGAAAGGGAAGAUUUUUACUCUGUUGCUAGUAGUCUAUCUCCCUGCUCCAGUGCUACAAGCUUUGAGGCAUUUGUCACAGCUAAGACGGUCUUUUCUCGAUCAUCAAGCUUAGACAGUAUUGACUUCCAAGAUCUCAGGAGGCAUUCUGUUAUUCAAGAAUUAUCUGACUGUGAAGGAUGGCCAUUUGGUCUAUACCGAAAAGCCUUGUUACUUCCACCUUUGCCAAAAUCACCAUCUGAUUCUUGGUCAUGGAGUAAGAGUGCUAGAAUGGUUAAGAUGCACUGAUAGUUAGCAUUUCAAAUCAAUUGCCUCUAUUCUGUGAAGCAAUUUUACAUUUUCCAUUGAUCUUAUGUUUAUGUAUGAAGCAUGAACUAUGUUUUUCAAUAAUGGCUACAAUCAGUUUGUUCAAGUGAACACAAAA